GUGUGGGGGGACACGGGGGACGGCUCCACCUGUCGCUGCUGCCCAGCAGGCUGGAGACACAGAAUGGCCCCUCCCCUUGGCCCUCCAUCCCCCAUGCCAUAGUUCUCAUCCAUUGUCACCGUACUGUCUCAGCGCUGCUAUAUUUAAGGAGUGCAGGCUCCGAGAUCGCAUUCUUCUCCCGGUGCCCACUGAGCCAAGAACAAGAAUAGAACAAGGACCCUCUCAACCUCUGGAAUCUUCUCCCCAGAGACCCUUAAGUGGGCACGCUGCUUCUGUUGUUGUUCUCGGAGCCAUGACUCUGCCGCACAGCUUGGGAAGUGCGGGGGACCCCCGCCCCGCUCAGACGGUGGAGGUCCACAGGCUGGAGCACCGGCAGGAGGAGGAGCGGAAGGAGGAGCGGCAGCACAGCCUGCGCAUGGGCUCCUCGGUGCGCAGGAGGACCUUCCGCAGCAGCGAGGAAGAGCACGAGUUCAGCACGGCGGACUACGCCCUGGCAGCAGCCCUGGCUCUCACGGCCUCCUCCGAGCUGUCUUGGGAAGCCCAGCUGAGACGCCAGACCUCUGCGGUGGAGCUGGAGGAGCGAGGGCAGAAGCGGGUGGGCUUCGGCAAUGACUGGGAGAGGACGGAGGUGGCCUUCCUGCGGACCCACCGGCUGCUGCGCCAGAGGCGGGACUGGAAGAUGCUGAGGCGGCGGACAGAGGAGAAGGUCCAGGAGGCCAGGGAGCUGAGGGAGCUGUGCUCCGGCCGCGGGCCCUGGUUCUGGAUCCCUCUUCGCUCCCACGCCGUCUGGGAGCACACUACAGUCCUGCUGACCUGCACCAUCCAGGCCUCGCCACCACCCCAGGUCACCUGGUACAAAAAUGACACACGGAUUGAUCCCCGCCUCUUUCCUGCCGGAAAGUACCGAAUCACCAACAACUACGGGUUGCUGUCCCUGGAGAUCAGAAGAUGCACCAUUGAGGACUCAGCCACUUACACCGUGCGAGUGAAGAAUGCCUAUGGCCAGGCCUCCUCCUUCGCCAAAGUCCUCGUCCGCACUUACCUGGGGAAGGAUGCUGGCUUCGAUUCAGAGAUCUUCAAAAGAUCAAUGUUUGGCCCCAACGUGGAAUUCACAUCGGUGCUGAAGCCAGUCUUUGCUCGUGAGAAGGAACCCUUCUCCCUGUCAUGCUUGUUUUCAGAAGAUGUGUUAGAUGCUGAGAGCAUCCAGUGGUUCCGAGACGGGAGGCUACUGAGGUCCUCGAGACGUCGGAAGAUCCUCUACACAGACCGCCAGGCGUCCCUGAAGGUGUCCUGCACCUACAAAGAGGAUGAGGGGCUCUACAUGGUCCGAGUACCCUCGCCCUUCGGACCCCGGGAACAGAGCACCUACGUGCUCGUGAGAGAUGCCGAGGCUGAGAACCCCGGGGCCCCAGGCUCCCCACUGAACGUCCGAUGCCUGGAUGUGAACAGAGACUGCCUCAUCCUGACUUGGGCCCCGCCCAGCGACACCCGGGGCCACCCCAUCACUGCCUACUCCAUCGAGCAGUGCCAGGGUGACUCUGGGGAAUGGGUCCCCUGCCACGAGGCCCCCGGAGGGACUUGUCGGUGCCCAAUCCAAGGCCUCGUCGAAGGUCAGAGGUAUCGGUUCCGGGUGAGAGCCAUCAGCAGGGCGGGCAGCAGCCUCCCCUCCAAAGCCUCAGAAGUGGUUGUCAUGGGCGACCAUGAUGCAGCCCGGAGGCAGACAGAGGUCCCGUUUGACCUGGGAAACAAGAUCACCAUCAGCACAGAUGAUUUUGAAGAAACUGUAACCAUCCCCUCACCACCGACCAAUGUCCAUGCCAGCGAGAUCCGAGAGGGCUACGUGGUUCUGGCCUGGGAGGAGCCGAGACCCCGGGGCAGAGCUCCGCUGACAUACUCCCUGGAGAAGUCAGUCAUAGGUAGCGGCACCUGGGAGGCCAUCACCUCAGAAAGCCCUGUGAAAUCCCCGAGAUUCGCCCUUCUGGACCUGGAGAAAGGGAAGUCGUAUGUCUUCAGAGUGCGAGCAAUGAACCGGUACGGCCUGAGUGACCCCUCAGAGACCAGCGAGCCCAUCGCCUUGCGGGGCAAGCCAGCUACCCUUCCUCCUCCAGCUCAAGUUCAAGCUUUCCGAGACACACAGACCUCUGUCUCCCUGACAUGGGAUCCCGUGAAAGACCCAGAGCUCCUGGGUUAUUACAUCUACUCCCGGGAGGUGGGGUCAUCUGAGUGGCAAACAGUUAACAACAAACCCAUCCAAGACACCAGGUUUACAGUUCCUGGUCUGCGGACGGGCAAGGAGUAUGAGUUUUGUGUCAGGUCAGUCAGCGAGGCUGGGGUAGGUGAGAGCUCAGCCGCCACCGAGCCCAUCAGGGUCAAGCAGGCUCUGGCUACCCCGUCUGCCCCAUAUGGCUUUGUCCUCCUGAACUGCGGGAAGAAUGAAAUGGUCAUUGGGUGGAAACCCCCCAAGCGUCGUGGAGGUGGCAAGAUCCUGGGCUACUUCCUGGACCAGCACGACUCGGAGGAGCUGGACUGGCACGCGGUCAAUCAGCAGCCUAUCCCCACCCGGGUCUGCAAGGUCAGUGACCUUCAUGAAGGCCACUUCUAUGAGUUCCGUGCCCGGGCUGCCAACUGGGCAGGUGUUGGUGAGCUGUCAGCACCCAGCAGCCUGUUUGAGUGCAAAGAGUGGACGAUGCCCCAGCCAGGCCCCCCGUAUGAUGUCCGGGCUUCUGAGGUGCGGGCCACAUCCCUGUUGCUGCAGUGGGAACCCCCACUGUACACAGGGGCUGGGCCUGUCACAGGUUACCACAUCAGUGUCCAGGAGGAAGGCUCUGAGCAGUGGAAGCCGGUCACCCCAGGCCCCAUCUCUGGUACCCACCUGAGGGUUUCUGACUUGCAGCCAGGAAAGAGUUAUGUGUUCCAGGUACAGGCCAUGAAUUCAGCUGGUCUGGGGCAACCGUCCAUGCCCACUGAUCCCGUGCUCCUGGAGGACAAGCCAGAUGCCCAUGAGAUCGAGGUUGGUGUGGAUGAAGAGGGCUUUAUCUAUUUGGCUUUCGAAGCCCCUGAAGCCCCAGAUUCCUCAGAGUUUCAAUGGUCCAAAGACUACAAGGGCCCACUGGACCCCCAGAGGGUCAAGAUCGAGGAUGAAGUUAACAAGUGGCAAAGGCCCACAGAGCUCAUGAUGGCCCCUAAGAAGCCAAGGGACCCCAUGUUGGGGGAAGAGCUGGAGAGGCUAAAGAAGCUGAGUCAUGAGAUCAGAAACCCAGUGAUCAAACUGAUCUCGGGCUGGAACAUUGACCUCCUGGAACGAGGGGAGGUGCGGCUUUGGCUGGAAGUAGAAAAGUUAUCUCCCGCCGCUGAGCUACAUCUAAUCUUCAACAAGAAGGAGAUCUUCAGCUCUCCGAACCGCAAAAUCAAUUUUGAGCGAGAGAAGGGCCUGGUGGAAGUGAUCAUCCAGAACUUGUCUGAGGAGGACAAAGGGUCGUACACCGCUCAACUCCAAGAUGGAAAAGCCAAAAACCAGAUUACUUUGACACUGGUGGACGACGAUUUUGACAAACUUCUGAGGAAGGCAGAUGCUAAGAGAAGGGAUUGGAAGAGAAAACAGGGUCCCUAUUUUGAGCAGCCAUUGCAAUGGAAGAUCACGGAGGACUGCCAAGUGCAGCUGACAUGCAAGGUGACCAACACCAAGAAGGAGACUCGCUUUCAGUGGUUCUUCCAGAGGGCAGAGGUGCCAGAUGGUCAGUAUGACCCAGAGACGGGAACAGGACUUCUCUGCAUCGAAGAGUUGUCCAAAAAGGACAAGGGGAUUUACAGAGCGAUGGUUUCUGACGAUCGAGGGGAGGACGACACCAUAUUGGAUCUCACGGGUGACGCCCUGGAUGCCAUCUUCACCGAGCUGGGCAGAAUUGGUGCCCUCUCUGCAACGCCACUGAAAAUCCAGGGGACUGAGGAAGGGAUCCGGAUCUUCAGCAAGGUCAAGUACUACAACAUGGAGUACAUGAAAACCACCUGGUUCCACAAAGACAAACGCCUGGAGAGUGGUGAUCGCAUGAGGGUGGGCACCACCCUGGAUGAGAUCUGGCUUCACAUCCUGGACCCCAAAGACUCAGACAAGGGUAAAUACACUCUGGAAAUAGCUGCAGGGAAGGAAGCCCGGCAGCUCUCGACGGAUCUCUCAGGGCAAGCUUUUGAUGAUGCUAUGGCCGAACACCAGAGACUGAAAGCCUUGGCCAUCAUCGAGAAGAAUCGUGCCAAAGUGGUGAGGGGUCUGCCGGAUGUGGCCACAAUCAUGGAAGAUAAGACCCUGUGCUUGACUUGCGUCAUCUCAGGAGACCCCACCCCUGAAAUCUCUUGGCUGAAGAAUGACCAGCCUGUCACCUUCCUUGACCGAUACCGCAUGGAAGUGAGGGGCACGGAGGUCACCAUCACCAUUGAGAAGGUCAACAGUGAUGACAGCGGCCGAUAUGGUGUCUUCGUCAAGAACAAGUAUGGCUCCGAGACGGGCCAGGUCACCAUCAGUGUGUUCAAGCACGGAGAUGAGCCCAAGGAGCUGAAGAGCAUGUGAAGUGUGUGUCUGGGCACAGUCUCAGUCUAGUCUGCAUGGACCAGUAGGGACAACCAGUGGCACAGGCUGCAGGGGUGGGGCAGAAGGAAAGGGAACAAGAUAGAACCCAGGAUGUGAGGGUGGGGGUGGAGUGGAUGCACCAAAGUAGUGAAGCAAAAAUCCUUCUGGGGUCCUGAGAGGCCUCCAGGAGAGCGGGAUGAACCCUGGGCCCGGAAUAGAAGACCUGGCUGCACUAGCGCUACCUACCGGCAUUGGCAUCUAAUAAGUAGGGAUCAGGGCCGGGCGUGGUGGCGCACGCCUGUAAUCCCAGCACUUUGGGAGGCCAAGGCAGUGGAUAUCACGAGGUCAGG
This is a messenger RNA of Cebus imitator (Panamanian white-faced capuchin), 4911 nucleotides long. RefSeq names its product myomesin 3 (gene MYOM3). NCBI's taxonomy places the organism in Eukaryota, Metazoa, Chordata, Mammalia, Primates, Cebidae. The coding region runs from base 293 to 4561 and encodes 1422 amino acids. The transcript has 37 exons. Gene Ontology annotation, molecular function: protein binding. The record is from RefSeq and is a predicted model, not a curated record.